ACGAAUUGUGCAUUUUGCGAGUAAACGUUUGCCCCGUAAACAAUGUCACUGGAGCUGAAAUUUAAUAAUUUUCACAUUUGUAAUCGGCAGGGAUAAAAGCAGGAAGAAAAAUACAAGGCAUACAAAUAAUCAAAAAUAUAAGCAGACAGAGAUAUAUCAACAUACAACAAAAAAUACAUGCAAAAAUCUGAAAGCUACAACAAAGGAGGUUAUUAAUCUAUAAAAGUUCCGUUCCAUGUAAAGUGGCAACGUCGUUUUCUUUCCGGUUAAAAUAAUUUCUACAUUGGGAAUCAUCAUAAACGCAUUGGCAAAUUAUAGACCCGACUACGACAACCAGAAAACAUUGAAAGGAAACAAAGGCAUAAUAACAACAACGCAUAAAUAUCUCACUUAAGCGAAAUAAUAAGUACAAGAGAGAGACAAUAUUUUGGAAUAAAGAGACGUUAAAAACACAUCUACCGCCCACUACCGCUGUUAGCGUGGCUGGUGGACACUACGCUUGGUGCGCAAUCACAAUAAUAUGCAAAAUAAAUUAUAAAAACAGCAACAACAUAUAAUAGAAGAUAAAGCACGAGCGCAAAAUUUGUAAUCGGAGGCAGUGAAGAAAAAAAAACAUACAAAUACACAAAAGUUCAACAACAAUCACCAAACAAGCAAGCGGGCAACCGCUUGUAGGUAGAUCUGCCAAAGACCAGAAACAUUGUCGUUUUAGGCGGAGGUGAAUUGUAGCGUUCGCAACGAUAAUGGAACGUUUCGAUUUGGAGGAUGUGGUUGCACCGCCAACACACACUGCCGAUGCGCCACUUAAAGAUUGGCGUCUCAAGUAUCUGGCGGGAACAAUUCAGAAAAAUGACUUCACCGAAUUCUUUCUAAAACAAUCACGGAAAUAUUUUCAUUACCAAUAUGAAGCAGAGCAAGAUGCCACCAGACCCAGCUGGGCAGAUGUACUUUCUGCAUUUAGAAACUAUCAAACUACUAGGCUUGAUGGCUCGCGGCCCCGUGGCGCCUUGAAAUGCACUUUCAACGAGGCUGGCGCCAAGGAGCACAUCAUAAAUGUUCUAAUGGAGUUCGUGCUGGGUGAUAAUCCGAAAAUCGUGCUUGACAAACUGCAACAGGAGGGCACUACCGCCGCUGUGUGCGGCAAGGUGUUCAAAAAUGGCGAACCCACAUACAGUUGCCGGGAGUGCGGCAUGGAUCCCACUUGUGUGUUGUGUGUGAAUUGUUUCAAACAGUCUGCGCAUCGUUACCACAAGUACAAGAUGUCGACUUCGGGUGGUGGUGGUUGCUGUGAUUGUGGCGAUGAGGAGGCAUGGAAGAAGGAUCACUAUUGCGAGGAGCACUUGCGUGGCAAGGAGAAUCCCACCAGCAGCACAAUUAUCACGGACGCCAUCAAAGAGCGUUGCGAGUUGGCUUUCACUGCGGUUCUCACAUUUUGCGUAAGUUUUCUCGAAAUCGAGUCGAAUGCAAGUCUCGAGUGCUUGGAUGGCGACUUAGAUGACACCCAGGAGGAAUGCUUUUGCACCGUACUCUACAAUGAUGAAUCACACACCUUCGAUCAGGUCAUACAGACGCUGACGAAAAUCGCCAAGUGCCGCCAAAAGGACGCCAUGGAGAUUGUGGCGGCAAUCGAUCGCGAAGGACGUGCUGUGGUGAAAUGUGAUACGUUUAGUGAGUGUUGCCAACUGCAAGAGGCCAUCGAGAAGCAAGCGGUCGCCACCCUGUCGGCUUUACACACGGCACGCGCCAAUCAAUCGUUACGCGUUUCUGUGCUCAAUAUACGCGCCGUCGCUUGCCAACAAUUCGCGAUUCAAUUACUCUCCUGGUUUCAGGAGUUUCUCAUUAAACAUUGCAUCUUCAGGCAGAUAUUCGCACGACUCAUAAUGGAUCGCAAAGCGCCCUACAGCAUACGGCACAUACUCGAAUACGAUGUGAAGUUGUGGAAGACGGCACGCUCGUGUUGGCAUCGCCUGCUCAUUUCCGGCAUGCUGAUGGAGUACGACAACAAAAUGGCGCUGGCACAAGAAUUCUCCAAACAUUACGCCUCGGUUGUGCAGGACUUCAUACGCGACGAUCACGAGCACUCAUUCUCGAUUGUGUCGCUGAGUGUACAACUUUUUACGGUGCCAAGCAUAGCCAAUUAUCUAAUAGCGAACGAGGGUAUAUUUCACAAAUUGCUGCACACCUUCUAUCAUGUGGCCGUGGAGACGUACAUCAAGAAUAAGACACUGCAAUUUGCAAAGAAUGUUAAUGUAUCUUUCAAACGCGCCGCUUACAUACUCUACGAUUUGCGUUACAUACUCAGCUUCAAGCCGGAUGUGUGGACGGAUGAGUUGCGCGAGGGCUUUUUGGAGGGUUGCAAGGCGCUGCUGCGGUUGCUAAAUGUGAUGCAGGGCAUGGAGUCGACUACACGCCAAACCGGCCAGCACAUGGACUACGAACCGGAGUGGGAAUGCGCCUUCAACUUGCACAUCAAGCUGGCCACCACCAUCACGCUGGUGUUGGAGUGGUGUGCGACCGAUGCGGUGGUGCUGAAUAAACUCUAUCAAAUGGUAAUGCGCUACCUUUGCACGAACUCCUUCAUUGUGGAUCGUGUGCCGAAGAAGGAGGAGCGCCACGUCGCCGGCCAUGUAGCGGAAUGUAUUGUGUACGAUGUGGCCUCGCGACCUGUAUCCAUACAUCUGCCGUUGUCGCGUUUCUUUGCCGGCAUAUACCUACAUUUGGGCUCAUUUGGCUUGACAUUCGACAAUGCGGUAGUCGGUCACAAACGCUCGCCGGAGGAAAUUAUUGAGCCCAUAUUAUGCACACAAACCAUGAUUGCUCAGGUUCAUGCCGGCAUGUGGCGCCGGAACGGCUACUCACUGCUUCACCAGCUCUACUUCUAUCGCAUCGUACGUUGCCGCAGUGAAAUGUUAGAUCGCGACAUUAUUGGCAUGCAAAUUGGUGCCGCACUCAUCGAGAGCAACCAAUACCUCAUACAUAUUUUGAAUAAAUUCAAUUUGAUCAAAUGGAUACAACCGGAUUUUGAAAAGGAUUUAACUGCUCAAGCGGUGGAUGAUGAAUUUUUACUAUCGAUGAUUGAAGAAUUCUUAGAAUUACUUAUUGUAAUCAUCGGCGAACGCUACGUGCCGGGAGUGGCCAAUGUGACGGAAGAGGAUCGCAUUAAAAAGGACACCAUACAAUUGCUCUGCAUUAAACCGUAUUCGCAUUCGGAGCUAAAUCGCGCUUUGCCUGAAACGUACAAUGAUACCGGAUUGGAAGAUGUUAUCGAGUCGGUGGCAGUGUUCAAGAAACCACAAAAGUCGGACGCCAAGGGCGUUUACCAGCUCAAAGAAGCACUCUACGAUGAUUAUAAUAUGUAUUUCUAUCACUACACCAAGGAGGAAAAGUCCAAGUCCGAGGAGACACAACGGCUGCGUCGCAAGAACAAAGGUGAACUCGUCUGCUGUCCACCACCUAAGUUACCCAAGUUGACCGAUGGAUUUGUCUCGAUUGCCAAUUUGUUGCAGUGCGAUGUGAUGAUGACGAUUUUAACAACUGUGCUAGAUCGUGCAAUUGAUAUCAGUUCAAAUAGCUUUGCUGAGAAUCAUCUGCAGGAAGUACUCUAUUUAAUUGGCUAUGGACUGCAAGAAGAGCAAUCGGGCAAUUAUCCGUUCCUCUCCUUCCACGAACAGGCACAAAAAUACAAUAUGCUAUCGAAAUUAGAAGAGCUAUCGCGCAGCGCCAGGGUUGAGUCUCACCGUGAUUUCAUACUUUGGACAAUUAAGAAAUUCAAGGAGCUACAAACCAAAGACCAAACAGUCAGCGGUGGCGAUGUGAGCGCAAUGCCGAUAGAAGGUGAAUCCGUCGAGGUGGCACGUCCACUCACCGCUUCCGAGCAGGAGAAGCAAGACAAGGAGGAACGCGCGCGCUUGGCCGCUGAACGACGCGCCAAAAUAAUGGCACAAAUGCAAAAUGCCCAAAAUAAUUUCAUGAAAUCGAAUGCCGAAAUGUUUGCCAGCGCUAAUGUGCAGUCGGGCAAUCGCGACACAUCGACAUCCAUGGAAUGGCAAGAUGAUGUUUCGGUAAUGGACGAAGAAGGCGCUGUGGCUUACAAUUCGCUGGCUUGUCUGGGUGUGGAGCGUCGCUUGCAGCAGCCGGAAGAGCAGAGUUUCAAAUGUAUACUCUGUUUUGAGGAUUGCACCGUUAGCAAGGAUGGACCGACACUUGUCUAUUCAGCAUUCGUGCAAAAAUCGAAAGUGUUGCCACCCGACGCAAGAUAUGCCUAUUCGGUGCACACGAGCAGCUGCGGUCAUGUGAUGCACGUCGAUUGCUGGCAGGAAUAUUACAACAAUGAAGAAUCGAAGGAACAACGGCGACCACAUAGGAGUCGUCAACCUUUCCCACAGACACCACAGAGCACUGAAUUUCAAUGUCCGUAUUGUCGUUGCCUGAGCAACUCUGUAUUGCCGCUAAGCGCGCCACUGUCGAAGUACUCAAUGCCAUUGGUUAUACACAAGGGCGAGGAUUUGUUCCCCAUCGAUAUGUGGAUUGAAGUGAUGAAAACGCUGGCCGACGAAUUGAAUGUGUCCACUGUUGAGGGUAAUUUCGAUCGAGUUUUGCCACCGGCUCACACAAUAUUGUCGCGUGCAAACCUGUAUGCGAAUAUCGCACAAUUCGAGCGCAUCGCACAACCGAUUGAGAAGACCGAGUUUCCGCCAAGUUGGACAAAUUAUGUGCAACACUACGUGAAAUCGUUGCGUCAACACGCACCUACCGAUUUUGAAAAGUCAGAAAAAGAAGGGCUGCUAUGGCUAUGGAACACCUGUGUCUACACAGUUCAAACACUGGAAGUUUACUUGCGCGCAGUGGGCAAGCCAUUCAAGAGCGAAAUGUCCAUACGCCAUAAGAGCUGCCUAAAUGGGCUGGUGCGCGCAAGCUGUUUGUAUGGCGCCAAUCUGACGAGCACAGAUGUGAAGAACCUGGAGGGCCCGGCGGCUGAGUUGCUGGACAUAAUCUUCAAACAGAAAGGCAAUUCGGUCAUCGAGUGGAAUUGCUUCAGCAUGAUGGUGCAAAUGAUCUGCAUGGUGCCGAAUUUACUCUUCGCCUCUUCGCACAAAGCUGUGGUGGUCAACGGCAGCAUGAUGGACUUCUAUGCAGUGCAGCUAUUCUUUCUGGCCAAUAUGGUGAAGGCAAUCGUACUUUUCGAGCCACCCACAUUGGAAGGUGACAUGGAAAUGGAUGUGGAUGAGGAAUUUGACCAGGGCGUGAAACAGCUACCGGAAAAAGUACGCAAUAACAUAGCCGAAUUCUAUCGCAAAUACAAUUUCGCCGCACGCCGACAAGCGGGCAACACAGAGCAGCAGACGCGUUCACGACCACAACCGCAAACGCCACCAAAGUCGGAUGAGUCCACAACGCAAGAGCCAAUGCAGCCAACGGUCAGCGACGCAGAGCCAUCGCAGGAUGCAUACAUUGCCGACGAUGAGUUUAAGGCACCUUGCAAUUUGAGCACCAUCGCCGCGCUGUACGAUCACAUCAAAACUGAAAUGCGUGAAUUUUUACGUUGCUGCUGUUUGUUCUUCCACUUUGUGACCGAAGUCGAAUUCCCCGAUGAGCUCAGCUACACGGCCAGUGAUACAUAUGAGAAUAUGUGCAAAUAUUUAGGACUGCAGACCGGCUUGGAGACAUAUUUCGAGAGUGCCGGCUGCUAUGCCUCCAUACUGGAGACAUUUGCCUCGCACCCCGACAUAGUUUACUGUGACGUAACAACGAAAAAGAAGCGCUGCGGCCGUGACUUCGCAGUGGUGCCCUGCACCAUACCAGUACCGCGCUUGGUGGAACUACCCGAAGACUUUAGCGAUCUUAUAAACAGCGUUUCGGACUUUAUUUGCCCGAAUAGCGAGCGCGAAGAAAUGAAAACACCAUCGAUGUGCUUGAUAUGUGGCAAAAUUAUUUGCUCACAAUCCUUCUGUUGCCAACCGGAGUUGGAGGGACGCAAUGUGGGCGCCAGCACCUAUCACGCCAACUUCUGUGGCGCCGAGAUUUGUGUGUUUCUGCGCAUACGCGAUUGCCAAAUUAUCUAUUUGGGCCGUAAUAAGGGUUGCUUCUUGCAACCACCCUACCUGGAUGAAUAUGGUGAGACUGAUCAGGGGCUGAGGCGGGGCAAUCCGUUGCGUUUGUGUCCAACGCGCUACAGUAAAAUACAUUUGGUGUGGCUGGGUCAUGGACUGCAUGAGGAAAUUGCACGACUAAAUGACAAUACGUCUGUGGUGGCCACACAGUGGCAUCACAUCUAGUCGUUUUGGACGCGGCCAGCACAACGUUGUCGGGCAUAGAAACACAAGAGGUGAACAAGAAAAAAAGUACAUGCGACACUGAGGAGAUGGCGAAACCAAGUUGUCAACUUAUGUGAUUUAUGAUGAGAGCUAAAUGAAUCAACCUUAUCGGGAAUAUUUUAGCGCGCGUCAAAAAUGCUUUGUCCAAGACAGGUUUUGCGAAAUAUAUAUGAGGAGGAACAUUGGAAUUUCGUUCCCGCUAUGGUUGUAUAGUUUUGCCUUUUGAUUUUGUAAAGAAACAAUUUUUAUUUUAUUUAUUAUGAACUACUUAUAAUGAAAGCAGUGAGAGUUCGCUGAAAUGUGUUUUAGCCAAAAACAAAAAAAAUGAAAAUCCUGAAGGGCAGUUUAGUUUGUAGUGGAUAAGGUAAAACCGAACGCUUUUCAAGAUACAAAACAUAUGCAUAUGUAUACAUUUAUGUAUGUAUGUAUGUAUUAUCCAUAAACAUUAUCUGUGACUGUUUGACUCAGCUAAAAAAUAUGCUCGAAAAACUGCAAAACUGGGAUAGAAAACUAAAACUAAAUUAAAAUCCAACUGCACACAAAACUUUUCCGGCACUCGUUAGAACUUUCGCUCUAUAUGCAAUACAAAUACUUACAAUAAAAAUGUUAAUAAUUACAAUUAAACAUUUAAUGCAAGAAGAGAAUACAAAAAACAAAAACAAAAUAAAACAAAAACAAUGCAAAAUAAAGAAAAUCAUCCUUUGUCUUUGGAAUCUUUCUAUGCGCAACGUCGGCAAGGCAUACGCGAAGUGGGUGUAAUGAAAGUGCAGUGGCAUUAGUGUGGCUCAAAAAUAAUUAAGAAAAAAAAUCGUAAUAAAAUUGUAAUAAUUUUUUUUUACUAAUGGUAAUAAUGUUUGUCUGCCAUGAAAAAGCUCCUCAUAAAAAUAUCUGCCAUUCGGAGUCGGCUUGAAACUGUAGGUCCCUCCAUUUGUGGAACAACAUCUACACGCACACCACAAAUAGGAGGAGGAGCUCGGCCAAACGCCUAACAGAAGUGUACGCGCCAAUUAUUAUUAUUAUUAUUAAUAAUGUUUGUUUCACAGAUCGUAAUAAUAAUUUUUUUUUUACAAAAAUCGUAGUAGUUUAUUUUUUUAUAAAAAUCGUAAUAAAAUUGUAAUAAUUUUUUUUACUAAUGGUAAUAAUGUUUGUUUCACAGAUCGUAAUAAUAAUUUUUUUUU
Messenger RNA from Anastrepha ludens (Mexican fruit fly), 7492 nucleotides. It is a transcript of the gene Ubr1, whose product is annotated as E3 ubiquitin-protein ligase UBR1. Bases 744 to 6275 code for a protein of 1843 amino acids. Gene Ontology annotation, biological process: protein ubiquitination; ubiquitin-dependent protein catabolic process via the N-end rule pathway. Gene Ontology annotation, molecular function: ubiquitin protein ligase activity; zinc ion binding. Gene Ontology annotation, cellular component: ubiquitin ligase complex; cytoplasm. The record is from RefSeq and is a predicted model, not a curated record. NCBI's taxonomy places the organism in Eukaryota, Metazoa, Arthropoda, Insecta, Diptera, Tephritidae. The transcript is spliced from 11 exons.